AUCAGUUGUCAAUUUGCAUUCUUAUUAGGAUUUUCAUUCUGCUUUUCGCUUCUCGUGGGUCUGAAGUCGUCGUUCAACUCGACUGGUUUUUGUGCUUGCCCGUGUGUUAAAAGUUUUUUCGUGAUUUCUUUUGCUACUGCGGUGUGGUUUUAGCAAACCGUCUUUAGAAUAUAUGUGAAAAAAGUUUCGAAAUUGUAGAUAUUAAUAGUGCGAUUAGUGUUGGGUAAUAUGAUCGGCCGGCGAUAGACUUAUCGGUCACACUACCAGUUGAUAAGAAGAGUGGAACGUGAUCUUGUUAUCGUGAAAUCUGUAGAUAUUUGUAAAUAGAAGAAAGAUGGUAUUGACCAAGGAGUACCGUAUUUGCAUGCCACUAACUGUAGAGGAGUAUCAGGUGGGCCAGCUUUAUAUGAUAGCAAGACACAGUCAUGAACAGUCUGGAGAUGGUGCCGGCGUUGAAGUUAUACAGAAUUGUGACUGUGAAGAUCCAGAGCAUGGGAAAGGCCAAUUCACGGAGAAGAGGAUACAUUUAUCCAGUCGAUUACCGUACUGGCUGCAAGCAGUUUGUCCUCGAGUAUUUUACGUGACGGAAAAAUCAUGGAAUUACUAUCCGUACACUUUCACAGAAUACACCUGUUCCUUCAUUCCAAAGUUCAAUGUGUCUAUCCAUACUAUUUAUGAAAAUAAUGCUGGCACAUCGGAAAACUGUUUAAAAUUAUCGGAAGAACAAUUAAAAGAACGAUUGGUGGAAGAUAUCGACAUCGGCUUCGAUGAAUUGUCAAGUUUAAAGCAUUAUAAGGAGGAUGAGGACCCAAAAUUUUUCAAAUCUCAAAAGACUGGUAGAGGACCAUUGGUUGAAGGCUGGCGAGAAACCGACAAACCUAUAAUGUGUUCCUAUAAAGUUGUACAUGCAUCAUUUGAAGUAUGGGGUCUGCAAACUCGUGUCGAAGAUUACAUUCAACGAGCAAUAAGAGAUAUUCUUCUGGUAGGCCAUCGUCAGGCUUUCACAUGGAUUGAUGAGUGGUACGAUAUGACAAUUGCGGAUGUUCGGGAAUAUGAAAGCAAAAUGCAAGCUGAAACCAAUGAAAAGUUGAAAGCGUCAUUGAAUUAUUCACUGCCAACAACACCGACUACACCAAACGCUCCGCUAACUCCAACUGCGGAAGAACAUAUCUGAACUUUUUUCGAAGUAUGUAGUUUAAAUAUUCUAUGUUUCAUGUUAGAAUAUGGUUAGUUCCUCAUUCAUUGUUUAAGUGCUCUAUUGUUGCCAUAAUGAAAUAUUUCUAGUUUUACAGUUAUUGUAACAUUGAAAGUGUGAUUAAACGAAACGAUAGAAGAGUUGGAUAUUCAAAUGUUAAUUUUCAUAAAAUUGUAAUAUUUUUUCUAGAUAACAUCUUAAAUUAUUUCCAUCUUCUUAUAACUUUUAGGUAGAGCAAAGUACUUAUCCGAAACAAUCAUGGUAUCGGGCUGCAAUAAAUUUGACUUUCUAUUCAAAUAAUUUGUAUUAUACACUUAAAGGCACAAAAUGUUCACUAUGCACAGCCUCAGGUAUUUCUCAUGAAUUAGGUAGUGGGAAAGUCAAAUUUGAAUAUCGAUCCUUAGCAAUAUUAUUUUUGUCUACAAUGAGAAAAAUAAGGAUAAUAGUGGAAUUAGUGAGGAAAAUAUAUAUGUGUAGAAAAUGU
Messenger RNA from Hermetia illucens (black soldier fly), 1679 nucleotides. RefSeq names its product cytoplasmic phosphatidylinositol transfer protein 1 (gene rdgBbeta). NCBI's taxonomy places the organism in Eukaryota, Metazoa, Arthropoda, Insecta, Diptera, Stratiomyidae. The record is from RefSeq and is a predicted model, not a curated record. Gene Ontology annotation, molecular function: phosphatidylinositol binding; phosphatidylinositol transfer activity. The coding region runs from base 335 to 1174 and encodes 279 amino acids. Gene Ontology annotation, biological process: phospholipid transport. Gene Ontology annotation, cellular component: cytoplasm. The transcript is spliced from 7 exons.